AUGGAUGGAUUCUUCACAGCUCCGAUGACAGCGGCGGUGAGGGAAGCAGCCAGCUUGACCGGCUGGGCAAAUGAAGGUCCAACGGCUGUGGCGGCUGAGGCAGAGAAGGGUCACACGGCGGCUGGAAGGGGAUUAGGGGACCGGUCACUGUUUGAUGGAUGGAUUCUUCACAGCUCCGAUGACGCGGCGGUGAGGGAAGCAGCCAGCUUGACCGGCUGGGCAAAUGAAGUCUACAUUCUGAUUCUGGAAGCGUCCGAUAGGAUUGGCGGUAGGAUCCGGAAAGAAUGUUUCGGAGGCGUGUCAGUGGAGAUCGGAGCGGGUUGGAUCGCCGGUGUAGGCGGCAAAGCGUCAAAUCCCCUUUGGGAGAUCGCCGCUGAGUUUGGCCUCCGAACCUGCUUCUCCGACUACAGUAAUGCUCGCUAUAACAUCUAUGAUCGGAGCGGGAAGAUAUUUCCGAGUGGAGUCGCCGCUGACUCGUACAAGAAAGCGGUGGACUCGGCGAUACAGAGACUGAGGGACCUAGAGUCAAACUGUGUCGAGGAUGCUCCCAAUGGAGCCGAGUCACCUUUAACACCGAAGACACCGAUAGAGCUCGCAAUUGACUUCAUAUUACACGAUUUCGAGAUGGCAGAGGUGGAACCAAUAUCAACAUACGUAGAUUUUGGGGAAAGAGAAUUUUUGGUGGCAGAUGAAAGGGGUUAUGAGCAUUUACUAUAUAAAAUGGCUGAGGAUUUUCUAUUUACAUCGGAGGGGAAAAUCCUGGAUAAUCGCCUCGAACUAAACAAGGUUGUCAGGGAAUUACAGCACUCGAGGAACGGCGUUAUGGUGAAAACAGAGGAUGGUUGCGUUUACGAAGCCAACUACGUCAUUUUGUCCGCUAGCAUUGGUGUUCUCCAAAGCGACCUCAUUUGCUUCAGGCCUCCCUUGCCCAGGUGGAAAACAGAGGCCAUAGAGAAAUGUGACGUGAUGGUAUACACCAAGAUCUUCCUCAAGUUCCCGUAUAAGUUCUGGCCUUGUGGACCUGACAAAGAGUUCUUCAUCUACGCUCACGACCGGAGAGGCUAUUACACGUUUUGGCAGCACAUGGAGAAUGCAUAUCCCGGUUCGAAUAUCUUGGUGGUAACAUUAACCAAUGCUGAAUCAAAACGUGUGGAAGCUCAAUCCGAUGAAGAGACAUUAAAAGAAGCCAUGGGUGUGCUGAGGGACAUGUUUGGGCCCGAAAUACCUACCGCCACUGACAUCCUUGUUCCACGCUGGUGGAAUAACAGGUUCCAGCGUGGCAGCUACAGCAACUACCCCAUAAUCUCCAAUAACCAAGUCGUUAAUGAUAUUAAGGCCCCAGUUGGACGCAUAUUCUUCACCGGUGAACACACAAGUGAGAGAUUCAAUGGCUAUGUGCACGGUGGAUACCUAGCGGGUAUCGACACAAGUAAAGCUUUACUGGAGGAGAUAAGAAAGAACAAAAGUUCAUUGCUGGAGCCUCUGCUAGCAUUGACGGGGUCAUUAACUUUGACACAGUCGGAUACGGUCUCUAGUCGCCAAAAAUGCGAUGUUCCUACGCAAUUAUAUCUUAGUGGCAAGCGUGGCAUUCCAGAAGCAAUCUUAUGACUUAAUGUACCUAACUUUGACAAAGAUG
Messenger RNA from Hibiscus syriacus, 1636 nucleotides. Its product is annotated as polyamine oxidase 1-like. NCBI's taxonomy places the organism in Eukaryota, Viridiplantae, Streptophyta, Magnoliopsida, Malvales, Malvaceae. Bases 1 to 1608 code for a protein of 535 amino acids. Gene Ontology annotation, biological process: polyamine catabolic process. The transcript has 10 exons. The record is from RefSeq and is a predicted model, not a curated record. Gene Ontology annotation, molecular function: polyamine oxidase activity.